Molecule: messenger RNA, 879 nt
Organism: Saprolegnia diclina VS20
Lineage: Eukaryota; Oomycota; Saprolegniomycetes; Saprolegniales; Saprolegniaceae
Exons: 4
Coding region: 1-879 (292 amino acids)
Source: RefSeq, a predicted model, not a curated record
AUGGAGAGCGAAGACUGGAGCUCCGUGGCCUCGGCCGUGCACGCAGCGCUGCCCGAAGGCGCCUACUCGCACCUGCACUGGGCCGCCAGGGUCGACUUUGACCAGCGCGUCGUGCACGCGACGGCGACCAUCUACGACAACACGGAGCUCCACGAAGCGUACAACCGCGCCGUCGAGUCGCUCGCCAGAAGCCUCGACGUGGUCUUGGCGACGCUCGGCGAGAGCACAAGCAGUCUCUCGGCGCAGCUGCCGCCGCCAACCGUUCCACAGCCCUCGCACGCGAUCGGGUUUGCGGUCUUUGCCCGCAUCUUGCAGACGUCGCACGUGGCGCGGACGCAACCGUUGAUGCCACCAGACGCAGUCUACGGUGGCGUCUGGGCCUGGCGCGUCGCGACGCCGAUCGUCCGUGCGCUGCAGACGCCGUCCUUUCUCGACGUGCUCUGGAGCUGGCUCGGCAUGUGCGGUCUCCGUCUCUGCCUUGACGGCCACGUCUUCUCGGUGCAGAGCCGAUGGCCGGCGUGGCCGUCGCCGCCGACCGCCUUUGCGCUGGACCACAUGCCGCAUGCGAUGCACACGUGGCCGCAUGGCGCCUUGGCCCACUAUGUCGGGUGGAGCGACGUCGACGGGCUGCAUCUGGACGUGUUUGUAUGGCCUCGCCAUCCGACCGAGCGCGGUCAUGGCUUCCGAACGCUCUGGCGACGCCAAGAUGCGAGCUUGGUGGUGCUGCUGGCGCGGGACGUGCUGGUGACGACAGCAGCGUACGACCCAACGGACGGUGCGACACGUCGCAUGGCCAACGUCCACGCCGAGUCGACCGACUUGCAUCUCGAGAUGAUCUACGACCGCGUGCUGCUGGACGAGUGCAAUGCCGACAUGUAA